This is a messenger RNA of Panicum virgatum (switchgrass), 2362 nucleotides long. Its product is annotated as serine/threonine protein phosphatase 2A 57 kDa regulatory subunit B' kappa isoform-like. NCBI's taxonomy places the organism in Eukaryota, Viridiplantae, Streptophyta, Magnoliopsida, Poales, Poaceae. Gene Ontology annotation, cellular component: protein phosphatase type 2A complex. The record is from RefSeq and is a predicted model, not a curated record. The transcript is spliced from 2 exons. Gene Ontology annotation, molecular function: protein phosphatase regulator activity. Bases 611 to 2113 code for a protein of 500 amino acids. Gene Ontology annotation, biological process: signal transduction.
CCUCGUUUAUCACGUCCCUAGUCCCACCCCCCUCGCAUUUCUCCCUCUGCCUCGCCUUCCUGCCCUCUUCCCAAGAAGCAGAGCCCACCGCAUUUCCACGCGGUUCCCCGUGCCUCCCCGCCUGCGCUACCCCAGUAGCCCCCCCUCUCGGCAGUUCGAUUCGCCGCCAGGACCGCGGUUCGGCGUCUGGAUCCGGCAAGCUCUCGCCGACGCGCCGCAGAUCCGAACAAAUCCCAGCCUUCCCGGUGAACUACCCCCUCCAGCCGCAGCUCUGCGAUCGCGAUCUUCGUCUCUGUUGACACUGGAGCUUUGCAUUUGUGUGUGGCUGUGCAAUCAGGUGCUCUAGGGUCAAUUUGUUUUGGGUUUCUUCUUCCCAUCGAUUCACUCGCGCUCGCACUGCCCCAGUGUGCUCACUCACUCUGGUUGCCCGGACUUCACCUCGCUGCAUCAUUAGCAUUAGAAUCGAACUCCCCGUGCGCUUGCUCUACUGUCUCUGGCCGGUGGUCACUUGCAUGCGAUUUUUGGCGUGCUAGACGCCCGGGACCAUCAGGAGCUUUGGUGUCGCUGUGGGCAUGGCGUUGCUGUGAGAAAUCUCUAGCUGGGGGGAAAGAUGUGGAAACAGUUCCUGCACAAGCUGCCUAGGAAGUCCUCUGCCUCCGGGAAGGGCGACCAUGCCGCAGGCUCUAGUCCGGGACGCAAUGAUGCCGGGAACGGGAGCGGGAUACAGCGCACGAGCAGCUGCCCGAGCGCCGGGCCUGCCCGUCCGGCGCCCGGCGUGAAGCGCAUGUCGUCCGCGGUGUUCCCGUCGAGCGUGGUGGCUGGCAUUGAGCCGCUCGUGCCGUUCAAGGAUGUCCCGAACGGGGAGAAGCCGAACCUGUUUGUCAGCAAGGUGAGCCUGUGCUGCGUUGUCUUUGAUUUCUCGGACCCCAACAAGAAUUCGGCGGAGAAGGAUUUCAAAAGGCAGGCAUUGGUGGAUCUCGUGGAUUAUGUUGAUUCUGCUAGCUCCCGCAUCACGGAGCCGAUGGUUGUUGCCUGCUGCAGAAUGUUUGCUAUCAACUUGUUCAGGGUGUUCCCUCCCAAGUGCAGGUCCAGUUCAUCUGGCGGUGGUGAGGGUGAAGAGGAGGAGCCAAUGUUUGACCCUGCAUGGCCCCAUCUGCAUCUUGUGUAUGAUCUCCUACUGAAAUUUAUUGGCUCCUCAUCUCUGGAUGCAAAGGUAGGAAAGAAAUAUUUUGACCACACAUUCAUCGUAAAGUUGCUUGAGCUCUUCGAUUCUGAGGACCCAAGGGAAAGGGACUGCUUGAAAACAAUAUUGCAUCGAAUCUAUGGAAAAUUCAUGGUGCACCGUCCUUUCAUCCGCAAAGCAGUGAGCAAUAUAUUCUACCAUUUUGUGUUUGAGACUGAUCGCCAUAAUGGUAUUGCUGAACUGUUGGAGGUUUUUGGCAGUGUUAUUAGUGGGUUUGCAUUGCCUCUGAAGGAGGAACACAAAAUCUUUCUUUGGAGGGUACUAAUUCCUUUACACAAGCCAAAAACAGUCGGUGUGUAUCUGCAGCAGCUAACCUACUGUGUGACCCAGUUUGUAGAGAAGGAGCCAAAGCUUGCAAGUUCGGUGAUACUUGGCUUGCUCAGAUACUGGCCAAUAACAAAUAGUCAGAAAGAGGUAAUGUUUCUGAGUGAGAUUGAAGAGGUCCUGGAGGCAACCAACAUGGUCGAAUUCCAGAAAUGCAUGGUUCCAUUGUUCCGACGAAUUGCUCACUGCAUCAAUAAUUCCCACUUCCAGGUUGCAGAGCGAGCACUCUUCAUGUGGAACAAUGACCACAUCGUCAGCUUGGUCGCACAAAACCGGCAAAUGAUCGUGCCCAUUGUCACCCCAGCAUUGGAAGAGAAUAUCCAGAACCACUGGAACGUAUCGGUCCUAAACCUGACAGCCAAUGUGAAGAAGAUGUUGUCAGAGAUGGACGAGGAGCUCUUUUCCACCUGCCUUGCCAGGCAUAAGGAAGACGGAGAGAGGCAGGCGUUGCUGGAACAGAAGCGAAGGCUAGCAUGGGAGUGGCUAGAGUCCGUGGCGGCGUUCCAGCCAGUGACCGGCAACACGGCCGUCCUGGUGAGCCGCUAGGCAUCAGGUGUCGGAGGGACGCUGCAACUCCUUCCUCCUGUGUUAGCUUGGUGAAAACGGUCCUAUUGCUGAACAGAACAGCACUUUGUUUAGUUUUCGUAGAAGUAGAAAUAUACCAUGUUUUAAGCUGUAACUAUUCGUCAUGGGAUCUCUCUGUCUCUCUGAUAGGAUAAAAGGCAUCAUGCAUGCCUGUUUCAUGCUCCUGCCUGUGUUAUGAGCAGCGUCAUUCAGCUUUGUUCUUCUCGCUUC